Alnus glutinosa is the source of this 1858-nucleotide messenger RNA. Its product is annotated as probable protein phosphatase 2C 10. Gene Ontology annotation, cellular component: cytosol; nucleus. The record is from RefSeq and is a predicted model, not a curated record. The coding region runs from base 543 to 1394 and encodes 283 amino acids. Gene Ontology annotation, molecular function: protein serine/threonine phosphatase activity. The transcript is spliced from 6 exons. NCBI's taxonomy places the organism in Eukaryota, Viridiplantae, Streptophyta, Magnoliopsida, Fagales, Betulaceae. Gene Ontology annotation, biological process: protein dephosphorylation.
AACUGGAGACGGCAAAGUCAACAGGAAAGAAGUCCGCUGGGCAGCCCGUUUUCGACUUUAUUAUAAUAUCUUUUCUCAUUCGCAAAAGUCCAGAAACGGUUAUAACUCAUCACAGAGAAUUCAGAAAACUUCCUCUUCCUCUCCCAAACUUCCUUUUAUUUAUAAUUGGUUUUUUCUUCUCUUUUUUAGAUAAAGUUUCAAAUAUUCUCUCUCCCUUUCUCUUCUUUUUUAUUUUGUUGGUUAGGCCUUUUUCUUUUUCUUUCUUACUUUUUUUUUGUUUUUUGUUUUUUUUUUUUAAUUAUCAUUCUUUUAUUGAAUGGCUUAUGCGAACUAAUAAGAGGAAGGAUGAGCUGAAGUAUAGAGAAUCAAAACAACAAGCUCAGUCAUUUUUGGCGUUCAAUUGGAUCGUUUGUGAAUUAAAAAUUUGAGGAAGGUUUUUAAUUUAGGUGGUGGGUGGUUUGAAUUCUGGAUUGCACGUGGCUACAGUUGUUGGAUGUUGAGAAUUUAGCUGAAGAAGUUGGAGGGACUGUGGAAUUAUUUUUAUGGAUAGCUUAUGUUGUUUCAAAUCUUCCUACUCUCAGCUUGUAGGAGGACGUUCCUCAUCUAGCUCUGGUAAAGGUAGAAGCUAUGAGGGGUUAAUGAAGUAUGGUUUCAGCCUAGUAAAAGGGAAAGCUAAUCAUCCAAUGGAGGAUUAUCAUGUUGCUAAGUUUAUGCAGAUUCAGGGACAUGAGUUAGGGCUGUUCGCUAUUUAUGAUGGCCAUUUGGGAGAUAGUGUUCCUUCCUACCUACAGAAACAUUUGAUGUCCAAUAUCCUAAAGGAGGAAGAAUUUUGGGUUGACCCCAACAGGUCCAUCAUAAAAGCCUAUGAGAAGACAGACCAGGCAAUUCUCUCACACAGCUCUGACUUGGGGCGGGGUGGAUCCACAGCUGUAACUGCUAUUUUGAUAAACGGCCAAAAAUUAUGGAUAGCCAAUGUCGGAGAUUCGCGAGCAGUUCUCUCAAGAGGGGGCCAGGCAAUACAGAUGACUAUAGAUCAUGAGCCCAACACCGAACGAGGCUUCAUUGAGAACAAAGGCGGUUUUGUCUCAAACAUGCCAGGAGAUGUCCCUAGAGUCAAUGGGCAGCUGGCUGUUUCUCGAGCUUUUGGGGAUAAGAGCCUCAAAUCACAUUUGCGAUCUGACCCGGACAUACAAGACACUAUUAUAGAUAUCAACACUGAUCUUCUAAUCCUUGCUAGUGAUGGUCUUUGGAAGGUAAUAGCCAAUCAAGAAGCAGUUGAUAUUGCAAGGAGGAUCAAAGACCCACAGAAAGCAGCUAAGCAAUUAAUAGCUGAGGCGUUGAAAAGGGACAGUAAAGAUGAUAUUUCUUGCAUUGUUGUUCGAUUUAGGGGAUAAUACCUUUUAAAUCAAGCAGUAUAAACCUAUAAUAAAAGCUCUUUUACAAAGGAUGCCAAUUUAAGGUCAGACAGACAGCAAGUAGACCUGGUUAGGGUAAUGCACACCGAAUCUUCAGAGAAGAAAAAGGAAGGAUUCCCCCAAUGUAAAUUUAUUUUCUCGAUCAGUGUUUGAUAUUGUUUGAUUUAGUUUUGAAAGUGGAUUAGGAGCUUGAUAUGAUAUAUGUUGUGUUCUCCUCACGAUCUGUUUCGCUGAGGCUGUGUAGAUGAAGAAUUAGCUUCUUCUUCUUCUUCCUUUUUUUUCUUUUUUUUUUUUUUUUUCUUUUUUUAAUUAUUAUUAUACGAAGAAUAUGCUUUUAGUUUUGAUUGGAGAAAUGCCUGUUUUUUUAGACACUGGUUGAUCCUACCAAGUGUUGUUACCUGAUAAUUGGAUUUUUUAUGAAAAUCGAUUGUUUUCUUCUUUUU